Peromyscus californicus insignis is the source of this 11639-nucleotide messenger RNA. It is a transcript of the gene Erich6, whose product is annotated as glutamate rich 6. Lineage: Eukaryota; Metazoa; Chordata; Mammalia; Rodentia; Cricetidae. Bases 3009 to 5234 code for a protein of 741 amino acids. The record is from RefSeq and is a predicted model, not a curated record. The transcript has 14 exons.
ACCGCCCGGCUAAGUACUUAUGCUUAUACCCACAGGUAAGUGAGUUUUCACCCUUUCUCUUUACAACAGACAGAGGUCAUUACAGAAAACCACAACUGGUCAAAAAGAAGACAACAAGAGAUUAUAGGGUGCCCAUCACCCAAAGGAUACAUCCACAACACAACUCCUGCACCUAAGGCUCAGGAACACGGCAGAAGAGGGGGCAGAAAGAUCAUAAAAGCCAGGACCAGGAAAUCACUGCAAGAAUGCAUCUCAUAAAAACGACAAGGGAGCUACACCCAGGAUACCUCAACAACGUGGAAAUGUCUACAGUAUUCUGCACACCAAUGUGAAAUUUGAAUUGUACAGAAAUUGAAGUCUUGUCUUUCUCAAAGUAAGGGUAUCGUGGCAGUACAUAGAAGCGAAAACAAACCGCACAAGACAACAGAGGAAACACCUACAUAAUACUGCAUAUUUGUGGCAGGAAAAAAUGUGGGUUCUUAAAAUACAUAUGGGUGCUCAUCAGAAGCUCUCAAAACAUGAUUUUAUAGAUUAUAGAAGUUAUCCAUAUUUUCUGAACAGAUUUAUAUGACCUAAAACAAAAUAAAUAAAACACAGGGUCAAUUUUCCAUAAGAAAAGUAAAAGAGUAGCUAAGUAGAAAGGUACUGACUGAUUUUCCUGUUCACACAUCCAGGAAUGGAGGCUUGAUUACCUCAGUCAUGGAGUUUGUUAAACCUCCAGUCUCAGAUCCUGGAGUGGGAGAGUGCUAAGUGAUCCCCUGUCAGAAAGACAGACAGUGACACCUAGGGAAACAAGACCCUGAUCUCUGGAAGGGGAGUCCCUUUUUUUUUCCCCCUGGAGCUGAUGACCGAACCCAGGGCCUUGUGCUUGCUAGGCAAGUCCUCUACCACUGAGCUAAACCCCCAACCCCGGAAUAUUCUUUACAUGUAGCUUGCAGUGUAACUGGGGACAUGUGGCAGUCACAGGAGCCAUCCAGAGGCAGGUGGUCUUGACUAAGAAUCCCCACCCUGACCCCCAUUUCUCCCCACAGUUUGACUGUCCUCUGAGAUCUCUAAAGUCACGAGCACAGCUGCGUCCUUUACACACGUCACUUCUCUACAUAGAGGGCCAGCUGAAUGUGAGGAGCUGAAACUGCUUAUAACACCAGAGUGCUCUCACUGGAGUUGAAGCUCAAUUAUAGGGUGCAUACCCCAGGCCCUGGGCUCAUCCCUUGCACCCAUUCCCAAAGUUUUAAAAUUGUCUGCCAGGGACUUUUUCUUCCUAAAUUCCACUUAUCUUACUUACUCCCCCACCUCCCCAGGUCCCUCGGCUGGAGUACCUUCUUGCCCUGGACCCGCUGCCGUGCUCUUCAUGUCCCUGUCCACCCAAGUGGACCCUUUUCCAAAGCCACCCAAACAUCUGGACUGCCUCACAAGCCUGUGACAAGUGUUCCAUUGGCCUUCAAGACCUCCAUUUCUUAUAUAUAUAAAAAAAAAUACUCUGUGCCAUUUCUUUCUGCCCUGUCCCCUGGAGUGUUGGACAAUUUGUGCCUCCCACUCCCCUGUCUAAAUCCUAAUGCCAGCUCUCUUGCUGGACCCUGCCAGGUAGUUAGGUACUUUUGCCGGCUACUUAGGCGGUCUUCUUCUGCCUACUGUCCUGGCCCUGCAUCCAACAGAGACCUGGCUCCGAUUAGUGCUUAAUAGAUAUAGUCUUCAAUUAACAGCCCUAAAACAUUGCUCAGUGAACCGACACAUCUAACUUCUCAUGCACUUUAGAGCCUUAAUAGCAAGUCCCUUGCCAUGAAACACUCCGGCUAGAACCCCAUAACCCACAGCUAAACCUCAAUGUUAAGACCAGCUAGACAAGCGAGACCAUGUGUUCUUCUGUUGGACAGAAAUUAUCUACAGGAACAAAACACUAGAGAAGGGCGACUCUGGCAGUAUGAUAAAGUGAGGCAAAGCAGGCCACUUCGGUUUGUCUAAAUGAAAAUAAAAGUUAAGGCCACUGUGCCAUCACAUAAUUCACACCUCGGGGUUGUCCUGACUUCUAACAGAAACACUUUCUUGGAUGGUCUUCCAAGCCACUUGAAGGAAGUCUGUCCUCUGAGAGGACUCCCCAACCCCCGGCAAAGACGUCAUGCUGCAGCUAAACCCAGUUCCUCUACCUUCCUUCAUUUGUGUUCCCAGUGGUCUUCGGAUGAAAUCUGGUCAUAGUUACAGGCCACUAUUCUAUAUUCAACAGUCACAAAUAUCUUAAAGGCAUCAUUGUUCCCAGCUUCCACCCACAAAUAGGCUGGCAGAGGUCAAGUGACCUAGCAGAAAUCUUAUGCAGUGACUUGUAGGCCUGACCCUGAGCAUCUAAUGAACAAGUCAACCAGAUACCCACUAUAUUAUCCUGGAUACCUUUUUGAGUAUGUGAAAAUAUUUUACAAAAAAAAAAAUUUAAAGUACCAUGAAUUGAAAACAAAGCCCCAGAAGGCAAGAGGUGGUCCGUGGUGGCCAGAUAUCUCAGGUGUUUUCUACUUUGAAGACAAAAGGAUGGAACAAGCAAUAGAGAAAAAAGGGCUAGAAUGACCCAACAUAUCUCAGCCGCAAAAUAUAUAAGAAGUGAAAAAACUCUCACUAAACAAUACAAGGCAAUAUUCUCAUAAGUCAAGUCGGCAAACUACAGACCAAAGGCUGAUGUCUAAUAUUGCAAACAGUUUUACUGGAAUUUCCAAUAGGCAUCUUUCUACUAAAAAUCAAACCGCACAGCUCCCUCCAUGCCAAGUGGCAUGGUGGGUGUCCAUCUCCAGAUGCCACUUCCUCUUUAAAAGGUGGGAAGGGCGGGCUCCGAGGAAAGGGAGGCUGCUUCUCGGUUGUCUGGGAGGGGCUGCUGCUGAAAGGAAAGGGCCGGGGUCCUGCCUGGACUCCCCACCCUGGACCAGCGCGCAAAAGGGAUCCUGCGGCUUUAAACCCCCGAAGGGUCGACGGUUGCCCCGAGAGACAGACGCUCAACAGCAGUGCGCGCUCCCCGACUGCCGGCAGACAUGCCUCCGUGUCGCAGCGUGAUGGAACCCACGAAGGACAGCCCGAAGGAGCCGGAGGAGGCUUCGAUAAGGGAAGAGGAUGUGGUGGAAGAAGAGGAGCAAGAGGAGGCGGAGGCGGCGGAGGCAGAAGUGGCGGCGGCGGCGGCGGCGGAGGCGGAGGCGGAGAAGGCGGAGGCGGAGGAGGCGGAGGCGGAGGAGGAGAAGACCGAGGCGGAGGAGGAGGAGGAGGCGGAGGCGGAGGCGGAGGAGGAGGAGGAGGAGGAGAAGACCGAGGCGGAGGAGGAGGAGGAGGAGGCGGCGGUGGCGGAGGCUGAAGGGGUGGAGGGGGCGCAGGGAGCACAGGGAGAGCCGGGAAAGCAGGAAGAGCAGGGGAGGGAGGAGGUGGCGGCGAGCCAGCAGCAGGACAAUUUCGACCCCUUCGCGGAGCUCUUGGACGAUGGCGACCUCUGGAAGACCAUGGACUUCAGUGAAGGCCUUUUCGACGAUGACUUGGAGCUAUUUCGUCCCCGCCUAACUAGCGUGGUCACCCCCAGCCUGAGCGCCACGACCCGGACCAGCGAGCUGUCCAGCCCCACGUGGAGCGAGGAGGAGCUGCAGCCCGGCGAGGGCUCUCCUGCUUCUAGCAAAGCCUCGUCCCAUAAAACUUAUCCUAAAAUAUUUCAAACAUUUAAGAAAGACUUGUCUGAAGUGACUGUAGAUAGGACUAUGUACCCGAGUUUGUAUGAAAGAGUUCAGAUAUCAGUACAAACAGAAGAAAGUUGGCUGCAACAAAUUUCUGCUCAGAAGCAGCCACAAAAAGUACCAUCCCUUGAAACAAAGGUGGUACAACCAGAAACUCCGGCUGCUAAGUUAAGAGGAAAGUGGGUAAUUAAUCCUGAAGAGCGCAAACUAAGUAUUUUAUUUGAGACAGAGUUUAAUGAAGAAUUUGUAAAAUUGUUUGAAUCUCAUCUAAGAACAUUACCCAGCAUUGGGCCGCCGCCCAUUCUGUCAUAUAGAAAAGAACUUCCCUAUCCGGAUAUUAACAUCGAGGACGAAGAAGAGCUAGCACUCAAGUGUGAAUUUUGUGGAAGUGAUCUACAAGCGUUCCCUUCCGAUGCGGACAUUUACUCUGGACAAAAGCGUGCUUGCUGUUGUCUUCAGUUACAAAAUCUUCUUGAUUAUAUCAAUGAGGAAAGGCUAAACAUCAAAAGAACUAAAACGGACUUAAUAAGUAUUAAUCCUCAUGCAGCCCAUGGCAGUGAGGUUGAUAGACUCAAGGCAAAGGAAAAAGCCAUUCAGAGGAAACAAGAACGUCAGAUGGCCAGACAUUUUGCAAUAGUAUCAAAUGAACAGAGUACCCCGUCAUCUGAUGAAGAUUCAAAGCACUUGAAGACAAUUUCUUACCAGCUUUCUGUGGAUAUACCAAAGAAGAAGAUCAUUGAAGACACAGAUGAUAUUCAGAUUAGUAACGUCUCCAUCUUUUGCUGUGAUUCCAGGAAAACAUGUGGAAAGGUCAUGAGGAACGAGCUCUUGGAGAAGCACUACAAGAAUGGAAUAAAGUUUCUCACCUCCUUUCCAGAUGGGACAACACAAAUAUUCUAUCCAUCUGGAAAUCUAGCCAUUAUCCAAGUGCCCAACAAGACAAAUGGUUUCACUUGUAUUGUCCAAGAAGACACAUCCAGCAGCCCCGCUAUCCUGGCAGUGCUCGACUCCUCUGGGAGAAGCUCCUGCUACCAUCCAAACGGGAAUGUCUGGGUAUACAUCAACAUCUUGGGAGGCCAAUACUUAGAUCAAGCUGGCAACAGAAUACGAACUUGGAACUGGUCAAGUUCCAUGCCUGCCUCAUCCUUUGUUUCAUUUAAACCCAUCUUUCUGGCUUUGAACCGUUACAUUGGAAUUCGCAUCCUAGAACAAGACAAGGUCUCCAUUAAUUUUCUAGCAAUGGGCCAACAGGCAAGAAUCAGUGUUGGAACCAAAGUAAUGCUCCACAACCCAGAGGAGCUCCCAGCCCUGCGGUUCCUGAGUGGAGACGACCUGCUGCUGCUGGCCAGCUUAAUAAAGAUCCGGCGGCUGUUCCAUAAGCUGGAAGGGUGCAUGAAUUUCCCCUCAAGUCAGGCUUGGGAAAAACUAAAGCAACCUUCCUACCUUUCUUCACUCUCUCUAAAACUACUUACCCUCUGUCAUAAUUCUGGCAUACAGAAAAAUAUAAUAGCAACAAUUAAAAAGCUAAUAAAAGAAAAAGAUUAAAGAAGUGUCAUGGGGCUUUCUUUUGUUUUGUUAAGAGUCUUUUAAGGAACAUGAGGUUUCAAAGACUAGAUUGAAUGACCAGGAAAUAUCAAGAAAUGCUUUACUGUAUACAUUUAGGACACCCUGUGAGUCAUUGCUGGUGUAUUCCCAGCUGGAAAUGUAACUCACUUCCUCAAGCCCAGAAAAGAAGCAUGGCAUAAAGAGACACAGGGUAGCGGGCACCUAUUCCACCAGGGAAGGUGUGGGGACCAGUGCUUCUCAGCCCCUGAAAGGGGCAUCUAAAGGAGGAAUAACUCUCAGAGUCACUGCCCACGGCACCUGUGAGGGGACAGGAACUCCAGAAGAUCUGCCGCCUGGUUCUGCAGUCUAGGAAAGCAAACCCUGCCAUCUGCCAGAAUGUUUGCCUCCCACCAAAGAGAAGUAUGCCUCCUCCCUCUCCACCUGGUCAGCAUCAGGCUGAGACUCACCUAGGAACCAGCUAGCUAAACUGCACAAAAAUAAUUAUUUCCCAUUUGCUUUGGUGAGACAAUACUGAAUCCCUAGAGAUAACAUAGCAGAGUCCCCUCUCCUCAAUCAGGGGGAAGAACAGAAGGCAGAUCAGUGAGGACCCUGUCUAGUCACUGUUCUAUUGCUGCAAAGAGACACCAUGACCAAGGCAGUUUAUAAAAGGAAGCAUUUAAUUGAGGGCUUACUUACAGUUUCAGACAGUGGGGAUGAACAGCCAACUGGGGGCUUUUGAAACCUCAAAGCCUAUGCCCAAUGAGCUCUCCUCCAACAAGGCCACACCUCCUAAUCCUUCCUGAACAGUCCACCAACUGAGAAACAAACAUUCAAAUAUAUGAGCCUAUGGGGGCCAUUCUCAUUCAAAUCACCGCAGACUCUAAAGACAUAUAAGAGACAUCUGGACCCCACAGCUGCUGAACAUCCUGGAUUUCUCAGCAAUUCAGGAGUGGGAGGGAAUAAGUUUCAGGUAACAUUCCUAAUUACCAGUUUUGGCACUAUGUGGCAAAAGGGAGUUAAGUCUACCCUUCCCCCACCCCAUUAAUAACUACCAAACUUGUUGUUUUUCUAGAAACUCAAUGGAAUCUGUUAUGGCUUGAAUGUUUUGUACAGUUGAUCCCCAGCAAAGGGUACAGUUCUGGGGGUUUUAGAAUCAUUAAACAUGGGGCCUAGUGGGAAGAACUGCAGGGGUGAGGCUUGUGGGCUCCAGGUGGCCCUCCCCAGCUCUCAGCUUCCUGGUUGGUGCCAGGUAGUAAGCUCCAGCUACAAACUGCCACCACCAUAAACUCUGCCAUGACUUCCCCAACAUGAUGGCCUGCAUCUUCUCAACGUAUAAGACCUUCUUCUCAUAAUUCACAGAAAGCUUAACUCUGAAGAGGAAGCAUGGUCUAUCCCAGUUGGCCUGUGGGUGACAGUGGCCUGGUUAACCCAUUAACUUCUGCCCCCACGCCCAAAUAUGUCAUUGGCUUGCUUUCUGUUGUUGUUUCUGUAAUGUUGUUAGGACUGAGAUUGUUUUGUCUUCUUUCAUUUCUGUCUUGCUAAUUCCCACUGCUUGUCUUUGUAGGAAAGUGACUUUUAGAGUCAUGUCUUUUUUUUUAUGCUUGUAACUAUACAAUUUCCACUAUUAUGCUUUUAAGUUUUUAUUUUUGAGAUUAUAAUAUAAUUAAGACACUUCUACCUUCUCUUUCUUUUCUCCAGACUCUUUCAAAUGUCUCUCCCCACUCUCCUUCAAAUUUAUGGCCUCUUUUUUCAGUAAUUGUUAUUACAUGCAUAUGAAUAUAUAUAUUCCUAAAUGUAACCUGUUCAGUCCAUAUAAAAUUAUUUGUAUGUAUGUUUUCAAAGCUGAUCACUUGGACUGGACAAUAUUCUGCAUAAAAUCAUUUACAAUAUGCAAGAUUUUCAAAAUCAAUACAGCCUCUCAAAAAGUAAACAUAUCUGCCAAAUUUAUAGGUCACUAUGAAACUUCACCUCUAAAAUAUCUCCAAAGAGACUGGAGACAGGCUCAUCAGUUUAGAGUACUGCUGCAAAAUAACCAUUUUGUACACUGUGAAGAUGUGUCACUCUGAUUGGUUUAAUAAAAAGCUGAACAGGAUUUCUGGGCAGAGAGGACACUGAGAAGGUGGAGACACCAGGAGAUGCAGAAAACAGGAUGGGCAGUACAGAGAUGAGGUAACAAAGCCACAAGGCAGAAAGUAAAUUAAUAGAAAUGGGUCAAUUUAGUUAGAAACAAGCCCAAGCUACAGCCGACCUUUCAUAAUUAGCAUAUAAGCCCAGUGUUAUUUUUUGUGAGCUGGCAGCCCAAAGAAAAGCCCAACUACAGAGUGCAGACUGCUCCUGCAGAGAACUUGGUUCAGUUCCCAGCACCCAUGUCAGGUGGCUCACAACCACCUAUAACUCCAGUUCCAGGAGAGCAACACACUCCGGCCUCAGUGGGCACCUUCACACAUCUGGUACACAUAAACUCUCUCUCACACACACAUAAAUAAAAAUAAUUAAUAAAUCUUUCUUAAAAAUACCUUCCAGAAAAUAAACAUUCAGCCAGUUUCAAAAUAUGAUUAGAAAUACAUGAUUUAGUAAAAUGUAAAGGCAACAAAUGAUCAAAUGUUGAUUCAUCAGUUACAUUUUAAAACUUCAUUUAAUAAUUUGUACCUAAGUAUGCAUUAGCUACAAGCUAGACUCACUUCCUUUCCUACUGAAAAGCCAGCUCUCAACAGGCCAGGAACUGAAGAGGAGGUGUGGAGUCGGCAGUUAAUCACACAAUUGACUUUCUUCUCUGAGGGAGUGAAACAGUUUUCUGGGGAUGGCAAAAAAGGGGAAAACACAUACACACACACACACACACACACACACACACAUACACACACACAUACACACACACACACACACACACACACACAUACCUUCAGCAUGUCAGGUGUCCUUUAUUUUUUCCCUAUUACAUCUCUUCUGAUGUUUUCCUUCUAAUUCUGUUUUUCCCCUUCCAGCUUACACACCCCAGCAAAAUCUUUCAAGCAAUAUAAAAAUUACAAUGUGGUUACAUUCUACUUUUUAAGUGAAUGAUUACAAUAAAUACAACUAAAAAACAGCAUGUUUCUCAUUUCUCUUACAUGAUUAAACAUUUUACACAUUACAGGUGAAAACCAAAUUAUUCCCAAGGACCCACAUACAUUCAUGUCCAAUCAACUUGUUAUAGAUUAACGAAGUGUAAGGAAACAAGGUAAUUUUCUCAAUCAGCUCUUUCACUGGCAGGCUGCAUUUUGUGUUUACAAAGAAAGGAUCAAUCAUUUUAUUAUCUCAAAAGGUAAUUAUCUCAAAAGAUAAUCAUUAAAAAAUCUUAAAAGAACCACAAAUCUAAACUUUCAUAUAUGAAAAACAGCCAGUCAUCUCUACUUUAAAUCCUUAGGGUACAUUCUCACUCAUUAACAGCUUUUUAUUAAAUCAAAUUAGGAAGCUGCAGGGUACAAGAAAUUAAUCAUUGCCUCUGGUCACCAACCCAUCUUUAGCAAGAAAGGCAUGUCAGUAGUAAUAACCAGGCUACCUUUGUUCUUGUUCCUUGACCUCAUCAAGUCCCUUGCUCAACUAUUAAAAGUGUGCCUUUCUAAACUUUAAAUUGUUCCCCAAGAUUUUCUGAAUAAACGAAUCAAGUGAAGUCUGCACAGAGAUACACACAGUCAUGGAGUGUGGGAGUCUGAGUCCAGCUCCGAUCUGUCGAAGGGUUCUUGGGUAGAGGAGAGAGGAAUGAGGAAAUAUUAAAUAGAAAGAUAGAAAGAGACAUAGAAUAACUUUGGGAGGGUCCUGGGUCAAUACCCAGUUGCCCAGAAGUUUAUUCAAAAGGCUUUUUAUAAUAUGCUCCCCCUUGCAAGAUCAAAGCACACCAUACAGUUAAGCAUAGACACUUCCAAACACCUGGUAAACAUGCCCCUGGCCAAAUCAUCCCAUUAUGCAGUCCUGCUGGGUAAAGCAAGCUCAGAUUCUCUGACCCUGAGUUAGGUCUUACUAGGAAGCCUCUGUGGGCCUCCACAAUGGAGCAAAAAUCAAUGUAUUUCCUCCUCAGUGCUGGAAGUAUAGGCUACAAAUAAACCAAAAUCCAUCUCAAAGCCUAGGACCCACCUCAGUCUGUGCUGUUCCAAAUAUACACACACCCAUCUUACCUGGUUUUCUGUUCAUUUUGUUAUGCCAUUGUUAAAAAAUUUCCAUCAGAAACAUGGCAAGCAUGUUGGUCAUGUAGCCCAAGUGUGUGUUUAUCCCCGGCUGGAGUUCACUCCACUGAUGUAUUUAUCUGUUUAAUAAACAUUUACUCAGUGCCUAUUUUGUGCCACCUACUAAUGACACACAACUAGAAGUCUCACUUCUUUGUCCUUAGGGAAAAGGAGAUAUAAAAAGGAGACUGUGACUAAAUAGUGAGGUAAGUGUAAUGGAAGAAAAAUGUUCAAGGAGAAGCCAAAAGACAGUCUCUGUCCCAGCCCAGAUUGAGGUAGAGGAAAGAGAAUGCAAAAAAGGCCAAAUAACUGAUUUCAGAAUAAUCAUAGAAUUUCUUCCCUGACAUAACAAUUAACCCUUGAGUAUGUUGACUGGAUUCAGGAGACACAGGUGAUUCAAAGGAUGACCACAGAGCCAGAAAUGCCCAGAAGAUAAGUAAAUGAAUACAAACUCAUAACAUCAAGUCCUCAAAAGGGAACUGGAGAUGACCAGGCAACACCAACUUUGGCCAACUACUUCUGGUCCCCAGGAAGAUGCGAGGAAAGAAAUAAUUCACAAGUGUUCCUGGGGUUGGGGUUGGAAAAGGACGGCUUGGCUCCAACCAGAUUCAACUUAAAAAGAAAGGUUCAGCUAUGGAGAGAGGGGAGGCCUUGGAGAAGUCAGAGUAAGUACAGUAGGGCAGGCUGGGAAUGCUCCAUGUCAAGUCUGGACUAGAAUAUACCAGUGGAGGUGAAUGUGAUGGGGCUGCGUACAGAUAGGAUUUAUGCUAUUAAAUCAUUAAAUAUUUCAUAUAUUUUUUAAUAUCUUAAAUUCUUUUGCCUUAAAAAAGACUAGCCAGAAAAAAAUAAGAAAACAGAAAGCACACUGAAAUCAGGUACAGACCGGGGAGAAGCAAGCAGUUCCAUGGUCUAACAGAGGCUUUAGCUGAAGUAUUGAGGGUAAAUAGGAGAAUCAGAUCACCAAGACUAGAACUCAGAAUUCCUUUUUCCUUAGCCUAAGAAUACAUGAGCUUCCUAAACUAUACAAUAAACAUAUUUUUAACUCUACCCAUAUGAUAUUGUCUAAAGAUAGAGAAUUGGUUCAGAAUGAAUUACCUAGAAUAAUGUGGUAGCCUAGAAAUUUGUCUGCUUGGGUUUAUACAAUUAUACAUGAUCUAGAGUGCAGUGUUCACAUCUUUAAAGAAACACUAAUCACAGCCAAGUACAAAGCUGCACUCCUGUACUCCUAGCACUUGAGAAAUGAAAGCAAAAGAAUUGUCACAAGUCUGAGGCCAGCCUGGGCAAGAGAGUACCAGCCAGCCAAGACUAUACAGCAGGGCCUUGUCCCAAAAAGAAAUCUCUCCUAAAUAAAUAAAUUAAUAUGUUACAUUUCCCUAUGCCCAUACUACCUGAGUUCUUUCCUCAAUGCCCAAAUCAGACGAGGAUAUUGUUCAGUUCUAUACACUACUUUAUGUUGAUACUCUUUAACAUUCCACAGAGAAAGAAACAGUUCCUGAAUGAUGCCAUCACCAAAUAGUGGUUAUCAUGAUUACAUUGAUGUUUUUGUUUGUUUUGCGUGUGUGUGUGUGUGUGUGUGUGUGUGUGUGUGUGUGUGUGUGUGUGUGAAUGUUUGCCUAUUUUAUAACAAAACAAGAACCAAGAGAUAGUACAAAAUAAUCGUCUUCCAGGGCAUGUCUCCUUUGCAAGUCUUGGUCCUAUUAAUAAAAGAACUUAAAAAUGAGCUCAGAGUCAGGCAGUGAUGGUGCACACCUUUGAUUGCAGCAUGUGGUGGGCAGAGGCAGUAGAUUUCUGUGAGUUCAAGGCCAGCCUGCUCUACAGAGUGAAUUGCAGGACAGGUUACAGAGAAACUCUGUUUCAAAAAACAAAAACAAAAACAGAAGGAGAGAGAGAGAGAGAGAGAGACAGAGACAGAGAGACAGAGAGACAGAGACAGAGACAAGAGAUGAGAGACAAGACAGAGAAUGGAAGAGAGAGAACUUAAAAAUGAGUUCAGAAGGAAAUUUAAGACAAUUUACUGGAGUCCAGGAGAGAAAAAAGAGUAGGCAAGCUGGAGAUCUGUGUGUGUGUAUGGGGGGGGGGGGUGGAAAGUAGAAGGGGAAAGAAAGUCCUACUUUCAUAGAGUUUUGUGAAUGAACAGAUACAGUGGAGAACCAAGAAGGCACAUUGGGAAAAGGGGGUGGCAGAAGAUGCCCAUGGCCUUUGUUCC